This is a messenger RNA of Glossina fuscipes, 2262 nucleotides long. It is a transcript of the gene Bap111, whose product is annotated as RNA-binding protein 33. Lineage: Eukaryota; Metazoa; Arthropoda; Insecta; Diptera; Glossinidae. Gene Ontology annotation, biological process: negative regulation of DNA-templated transcription. The transcript has a single exon. Gene Ontology annotation, cellular component: SWI/SNF complex. Gene Ontology annotation, molecular function: nucleosomal DNA binding; nuclear receptor binding. The coding region runs from base 119 to 2176 and encodes 685 amino acids. The record is from RefSeq and is a predicted model, not a curated record.
UAUCGGCGUGCUUGACGUUUAAUGAUUAUUUUUCCGUGAUUCUGUGGUUGAAUUACAUUUAUAAAAGCAACAUAGCUUUUUAUGUUCAAUAAAAAUACCGAUUUGAUUCAGUAACAUUAUGUCUCUACCAAGCAAUUAUAAACAAAUUGCUGUAGCUACGACAUCUUCUUCGUCUACAUCAGGUGGCAGUGGAAGCGGUAGAUCUCGUUCUUCGGGAGCUGGUGGUGGGUCCGAUCGUAGCAAGGAUAAUACACCCAUUUUCACCCAUAGUAAUCACGCUAAUCCGGCAUUCACUCCCCAAAAGGCCGGGAAAUCUUCCAGUUCUAAAAAUCAAGCUGAGUCGCGAGCGCCAAAACCACCGAAACCACCAGAAAAACCUAUUCUGCCGUAUAUGCGAUAUUCGAAGAAAAUUUGGGACAGUGUCAAAGCUCAACAUCCCGAUUUGAAAUUAUGGGAAUUGGGUAAAAAAAUCGGCGCCAUGUGGAAACAACUCACGGACACAGAGAAACAAGAGUUUAUAGACGAGUAUGAAGCAGACAAACUAGAAUAUGAGAAAGCAUUGAAGGCUUAUCAUAACUCACCAGCCUAUCAAGCAUAUUUAGCCGCUAAGAGUAAAGUAAAAGCUGAUGGCGACAUUCAUGAAACACCUUCGCGUGGAGCGGGUGGCAAGGGUCAACAAGAGAGACGUAUAGAUAUACAACCAGCAGAGGAUGAAGACGAUCAAGAUGAGGGCUAUUCUUUUAAACAUGUAGCUUACGCCCGUUACUUACGCAAUCAUCGGCUAAUCAAUGAAAUAUUUUCGGAUGCGGUGGUGCCCGAUGUGCGUUCAGUGGUUACCACACACCGUAUGCAAGUACUUAAACGUCAAGUAAGUUCAUUGACUAUGCAUCAGACAAAACUCGAAGCUGAAUUACAGCAAAUGGAGGAAAAAUUUGAGGCUAAAAAGCAACGUAUGAUCGAAUCUAGUUUAGCUUUUCAGGAAGAGCUAAAGCGGCAUUGUAAACCAGCGGUGGAUGAAGAAACAUUUCAGAAAAUGGUUCAGCGAAUGUAUGAAGAAAUGAAAAAAGAACGCCAACGCUUAGAAGAGCCAAAUUCGAUAACGCUGGCAGGAAAUAGAUCGGAUAAUAAGCCACCUUUAAUUGGGCCGGCUGUACCAACAAGCGGUCCCCCACCUAAUGCGGAGCCGAAGAAAGACGUAAAUCCAAGUGUUUCGGCUUCACUCACUAAGCCCAUUCAUGAAUCGAGUAGUAAAACUGAACCUGAACCAAUGGAUAUUGAACCACCGGCUAAACUAACUGCGCCUAUUCCUCCUAAAUUAGCUGAACAGAAGCCUAAUGAGAUAUUGCCGAAGGGAGUUAAGGUGGGACCUGAAGUGGAAUUAAGAAACAAAGAAUCAAUAAUUAAAAAUAAAAUUUCAAACGUUAAGGCCGCAACUGCCACUCCCCUUCCGCCUGCGAGUACAUCAGGUGAACAACAGCCACAAUCCAUGAUGGCGCCAGCAAUAUCCGCUGCACAUUUGCCGACUUCAGCAAAUUCUAACGUAGCUCCGAUUCAAGUAGCCCCUACAGCUUCAAUACCAACUUCGCAUACCACACCCCAAACUCAGCAGAUUCCUCCAACUAUGCCUAUGCAUCCACAUCCACCGCCACCUCCCCCACAUGCUCCUCAUUUAUCACCUCAUAUGAGUCCACAUCAGCCGCCAAUGAGUGCCAUGUCACCGCAUGGAGCUUAUCCAUCUUAUGGGGCGCCACCUGGCGGAACUACUCGUUCACCGUACUAUCAACCUCAAUACGGAGCUCAUCCACCACAACAACCUUAUGGUCAGUAUGCACCAUAUUCACAUUACCAGCAACCUUAUGGACCACCACCAGGAUCUCAUUAUAUAAACUCUAGGCCACCGCCCCAGCACAAUAGCGCCUCUGUGCAUUACGCUGAACACGGAGGGCCACCAGUACCUCAACAACAAACUGCACCGCCUGGUCAUAUGGCACCCCACGAUGUUUACGCUCCGUUAACGGCGGCACACAACUCUUUACCAUCGCAACAACAACCAGUACCGGCAUCAGGACCUUCAGUUCCAACUAUGCCUGGCAGUGCGAAUUCGUCUAGUGCUCCUCCCUUACCGAGUGGAGAAAAUAUGCAGUCUGCUGACAAUGAGGAUAGUAAGAAUGAAUAAAGACGUAAUAUUCCAUUCUUUCAUGACAAGUAACUUAACAAUCAGUAAUUUAAUAAGCAAGUUUUAAAAUGUCUAUGUUUCUUAUA